AUGGAAAAGUUGGCGAAGAAGUUAAAGCCGGAAGAGUUGGCAAAGUAUGAGGAGGUGUUCCGCGUGUUUGACACGUCAGGAAAGGGAGCGUUUGGUGUGAAAGAGCUGAAGAGAGUGAUGCUCUUCUACGGCAUGUCUGCCAACGAACAACAAUUGUAUGAAAUGGUCGCUCAGAUCGACACCAUUAACAACGGUUUAGUCACUUUCGAGGAGUUUUUGGCCGUCUUUUUGCACAAACUGUCGGACACCGAGAAAGAGGAUGAGAUGCGAGAGGCGUUCCGAGUGUUGGACACUAACGGCAAUGGUUUCCUUCCCGUUCCGCAACUCAAACGCCUGAUGACUGAAACGGGCGAAAAGUUGUCGCCCGAAGAGUGGGAUCAACUCCUCUCUCAGGUCAGUAUGGAUGACAACGAAGAUCUCAAUUAUGAGGAGUUGAUCGCUAUUUUGAUGUCCACUCAGAACCCAAAGUAG
Medioppia subpectinata is the source of this 471-nucleotide messenger RNA. Lineage: Eukaryota; Metazoa; Arthropoda; Arachnida; Sarcoptiformes; Oppiidae. The record is from the annotation of a GenBank genome assembly.